This is a messenger RNA of Dromiciops gliroides (monito del monte), 1578 nucleotides long. Its product is annotated as proline-rich protein 33-like. NCBI's taxonomy places the organism in Eukaryota, Metazoa, Chordata, Mammalia, Microbiotheria, Microbiotheriidae. The record is from RefSeq and is a predicted model, not a curated record. The coding region runs from base 67 to 1578 and encodes 503 amino acids. The transcript has 2 exons.
UCGGGGAGAGCGAGCAGGGAAGCACAGAGCCGGGAGGGACUGGACCCACACAGCCAGGGGACGGAAAUGCUCAUCACCGUGCCAAUGCCCCACGAACCAGGAAGCCCCUAUCCACCAGCUCUGCCCCCACCCCUCCUGCCCAAGCCAGCCAAGGACAACCUGCGGCUUCAGCGACUGCUCAGGAAGGCGGCCAAGAAGAAGGGCAGCUUGACCACCCUCCAGAUCAGCUCCUUCCGGGCCUCUCUGUCCCCAGUGAGUGAGGCCAGCCAUGACCAGGACGUUGUGCCCCAGCCUCAUCCAGAGAUGCCUGGAGCGGCAGCCCCACCAGCCCCACCAAGCCCCCUGGCUCUCCCCAGCCCAUCUCGAAUCCUGCUCCCAGCAUCCCGCUCACCCUACAAGCCCGUCAUCCAGCACGUGCCUUCUCCCCUGCAGAAGAAAUCCUUCUUCAAUCUGACCGAGCAGAGGAGCCUGGCUGAGCAUUUCAGGAUGACCACCCCCCAGUUGGGAGGUCCAGGCCCAGGCCCCCUCAAGCCCCCAGGCACCUUUACCCCUGUCUCAGCCCCAAGGGAAGUGACCCACAUCAGCCGGGUACACAUUCACGUGGGGCCAGUGGUGUCACCUCCAUCUCCAGCCCCUGUGGCCAACCUCACCAUGGGUGGCUGGGGAAACAGAGAGCAGGAUCCCCCCCGGACAGAGCCCCAGGACACCCCCCGGACAGAGCCCCAGGAAUGGCCAGGAGUCACUCACGAGCCCUCCCCCACCCCCCAGAUCCCAGUGGCUCACAUUCAGCCUCUGACCCCCAAUGCCCAGGCCACCAGCCCUGGCCCGGAACCACUGCCAAGUAGCAGGCUCUCCCCUAGCACAGAGGUGACAGCUACCAAACAGGUCAUCACUAGGAUUGUGGUCCCCAUUGCCCCCACAGCAAAAGCCGAGCCCCCCCCAGUGCUCCCCAAGCCCAGCACUGUGUACCCCAAGUUUGUGGCUGCAUCUGACGCCAAGCAGCAGCCUCAAGGGCCUCCCAGCCCUUCCAGGGCCUUCCCCCCAGAGUCCCCAAGGGACCCUCUGGUCUCCUCUGGGCCGAGCCCCACCCCACACGGGGAAGUGGGCGAAGCAGCCCCUACCCACCUCCCAAGAGGCCACUUUGGUGGCUGGUCGAGACUCAAGAAGCAAUUGAUCGUGAGCCCUGAAGCACUGGCCUUCCCAGAGGCCACGGGUGCAAAGGCUCUGCUGGAGCAGGCCAGCGAGGCGCCCCGUGAGCCUGCUGCUGGCCCUGGGACCCCGAGGCCCCUUGUCUCUCGAGCCGCCAAGAUGUGGGAUGCAGUCCUCUACCGCAUGUCUGUGGCCAAGGGUGGCAAUCAGCAGGACACCAAGGAAGGGGCCAGGGCACCUCCAGGAAGGCUCCCGGGGCACGGCAGCUUCUUGCCUUUCUUGUACCGGCCCCGGUUUGAUGCCCGGAAACUCCAGGAGAUGGCGGCCCAGGCCCCAGCCAAGGUCAACAGCGUCCAGGGGCUGAGCUUGAGGCCCAGCAUGGCACCCAAGAACUUCAAUCGCACGGCAGCUUGCUGGCAGCUCAAGUGA